UCCAUAGGUCAGCGACUGAGUUAGAGGCUCUGUUGAACCUUCGGGUGAGAUACAAAGUAGUCACUUUGCACACGGAGAUAUGGAAGGGGGCAUAAAUGCGGGUUGUUAAUACCGCUAUUUCUAGAUACCGGGUACAGGCCAUUCUGCAGUUGUGUCUCGAUUCGACAGGCGUAAUCAUGAACUUCCAGAAAUACGUCAAGUUCCUAUUCUGCAUCUUCGUCGUUCUGUUGGCAGUUACCGCCGCACAACCUAACGGCCCCAGGAUCGAAAAUUCGGAAGAUGUCGAUGUCGAGAAAGUUCGAGAGACUCGAGGAGUCCUGGAUUUCCUGUUAGGAGGUUUCAAGUCUUGCGGCGGAUGUCAAUGCGGACGACCGAAUCGUGGUGGGGCAAGAAUUUUGGGCGGCGAGUAUACCGAAACCCACGAGUUUCCAUGGCUGGCCAAUGUCCACGUAAAAUCAAAACUAGUUGUUAGCGGGGUCUUGAUCAACGAUCGAUAUGUCAUUACCGCCGCCAGCCAGCUCAUUGCAGCCACAGCACCAGAGAUCAAAGUGUCUUUGGGUGAAUACGACCGUUGCCACUUGGACAUAUCAUCGAGCAAUGUAAGCGUGGAAACGGUGAUACCAUUCCCGGAAUUCAACCCCGAGUCUCGAGGCCACGAUUUGGCUCUACUUCGCCUUAGUCAACCGACAAAGUUUGAAAGGAGGAUUUCACCGGUCUGCAUGCCUAAUCCAGGGUCCACUUAUUUAGGGCAGGUAGGAACUCUCUCCGGCUGGAUCGAAGGCAAGACUGUGGAUGCUUCCGAGUCGAGAACAUGUCGACCCCGAAAGCUGGGUCUUCCGAUUCUGGGAUACAAUGAGUGCAUCAAGUCUGGAGUCAGUCUAGCAAGUUUCCACGAUGAUUCCGGGUGCAUUGGAGUGAUCGGCGGAAACUCUCUCGUGUGCGAAAACGACGUUGGCUCAUCCGUUCUCUAUAGAUCAUACUUCGGCGUCUACGAUCUUGUCGGCAUUAUCUCGGACGUGAAUAAAUGCAACGACCAACCAGCGGGUGCUAUAAAGAAGUGUAACGGGCAGUGGGAAGACAAACUACCAAGCGGGGUUCAUAAAUUGAGGAUAACACGUGAUAAAAUCCCUGUCCGUAGUUGCGGGAGUAACGAAAGCGUCGAUAUUCAAGAAAGGUCCCAGGUUGAUCAAAUAUGCGGGUUGUUUUACUAUUCGGUGAAAGUAAUGAAACAAUUGUUCAUUAAACCGGCGAUUCAGUGUGCGGAGGUCCCAUUUAUGAAAAAACGUUUUAUAACAAUGAUACUUGUGAGUCUUUUCGCGACGCUGUCACUCCAGCUACUCUGCCUUGUACAGGGUUUGAAUUCGGCUUCAAAAUAUGUUCAUCGAACAUCGAGGCAGUUAGAUAAUUCCUACGGAAGUCCAAGCUACAAGCACUGCGAAUGCGGGAGAUCAAAUUCCUACAGAGAGCAGGGGGGCUAUACAAGAGUGGUUGGCGGCGUCAAGGCAUCGCCGAACGAAUUUCCCUGGAUGGCGAUGGUCGUCGCUAAUGGUUCCAAUCUUGUCUGCGGCGGAUCCCUGAUAAACGAUCGCUACGUCCUUACGGCAGCACAUUGUUUGGCGUUGGGUUUUAGUCAAGCGGAGACAAAGGUGGUGCUUGGUGAGCAUGAUCGAUGUACGGCUGACUCUCGCACGGUGAUACUUUCCGUUGAAAAGUUUUAUCCGCAUCCACAAUUCCAGAAGAACACGAACCAUGCUGACGCAAUGCUCAUUCGGCUGAACAUGAGAGUCACAUUCAACGAGUUCAUCAGGCCAAUUUGUUUGCCGAAAAUGAGUACGUCGAUAAAGGGCUCGGCCUCAUACAACCCAUUGGAACAAAAAUUGUUAUUUGGUACUUUGUCUUUAUCGCUGCUCCGAUCAGAGCCGGAAGUUUAUAACUUCAAAUUUGGAGUAGAAAAUCGUUCAGGCAUCAGCAAUUCAAAUUGUCUACUGCAACGAAGCACGGCAUCACGGUUUGCUGGAAAGACGGCCUUAACGUUGGGCUGGGGCCGCGCUGACCAUGGUGUAACAGUUUGCUCCCUGCGGGUCGUAGCUUUGGAAAUUUAUGAGACACAAUCCUGUCCUACCAAAAUACCGACGCUACUCUGCGCCGGAUCUCACUCAGCUGCGGGUCGCGACGCUUGCCAGGGCGACAGCGGUGGUCCACUGCAGGUCCGGAAUGAUGAUCGUAAAUUUGAAUUAAUCGGUGAGUUACAUAGCGGAAGUAGAUAUAUACUGAGAAAUUCCGUUCUCAUAAAAAUACAAAUUCCGUACUCAAAUAUUCAUACAGAGAUUCAAAGCCAAGUCUUAAACAACCUGAAAAAGAUACUCAACAACCAUUUACUUAUACUUCAGAGAGAUUACAACGGCGCGAUAUUCAAACUGCUAUCAGUCACGAAACACGUUGCCUUGGUAAUAAUUGCUGUAAGGAGAAAUGGGAUGAGAAGAUGCAGAGAGGGGAUGGAGUUCGGUAGACGUAAGGUGGGGCAAGGAAAACGGGGAGAGGGAGUCAUCACCUUGGUGCAGUUUAUUCGCCACAUUAGCACCAUGAAAUGGAGGGCAGGGUUGUUCGCGAUAUGGUCUUUGUUGAUACAUCAGGUGGUCGAGUGCCGGAGUAGCUUUCAACCUAAAGUCAUUAAUCCGGAAUGUGAGUGCGGAGUUUCCGGUGAAGGAAUCGCCAACCGUAUCGUGGGUGGAGAAAUGUCUGUGCCACACACUCUCCCUUGGGUCGCAGCGAUCUUCAACCAAGGUUUAUUGCACUGCGGCGGAACCCUUAUAAACGACCGAUACGUCCUUACUGCUGGACACUGCGUGAAAUGGACAAAACACAACGAUCUAACCGUAGGGCUUGGAAUGCACGACAUCGAGAAUCGAAAGGAAGGCAUCGUGUUGCGCAUAAAAAAUGUGAUUCUUCACAAUAAGUUUCGGAGCGAUUUCUUACACGACACGAAUGACAUCGCCCUGCUUGAACUCGAGCACCCCGUCCAGUACAGUGAAAACGUCCAACCAGUUUGUCUUCCCUACAAAGGAUUGGACUACACCGAUCACAAGGUCAGGGUCACCGGAUGGGGCAGAGUCAACACUACUACUGGUGCUUCCAGGUUCCUCCGUCAAGCUGAGCUGAAAAUCAUGCCUUGGCCGGACUGUCGUAAUACGUCAAUCGGCAACCAUCUGAGCAGGUCUAUGAUCUGUGCGUACAAUGAUGAUACGGACGCCUGUCAGGGCGACAGUGGUGGCCCUCUGCUCUUCAAGAGAGAGGACGACAAGUAUGAAUCUAUUGGGGUUGUGUCUUGGGGAAUAGGAUGUGCCCAACGUGGCAUACCGGGUAUUUACGCCAAGACUACUGACUACAUGGAUUGGAUAAUGGCCAGUACCUCAAACGCCAUAUAUUGCACCGACAAUUAACUAGGUAGAAGUCUGACGACUGAUGCGACAAGUAAAAGUGUGAAAUAGUACCUAUUGUUGUUGUGAUUGUUAAUAGUGCGAAGAAAAUAAAGUUAGGCCAAUAUCAAGUGUUUUAUUAAACGGUGCGACGUGGCGGUGACGAGACGCUCUUGAGUUUCUUUGAAAUGGCUGCAAAGAAAAGUGCAGUCAGAGAAAAGUGAUUGGAACUAAAAUUCUAACAAGGAAUGUGAAAUAAUAUGUAUGCAUGGACAAAAUUCCGUCUUGACGAUGACAAUAAUAAAGAUAUUAGAAUAGCACGGAAGAAACAAAGAUGGUCUGAGCCUUGUGCUUGAUUUUUACACGGCCUAAGGUACAAACGCUGAGCAAAG
Molecule: messenger RNA, 3808 nt
Organism: Diprion similis
Lineage: Eukaryota; Metazoa; Arthropoda; Insecta; Hymenoptera; Diprionidae
Exons: 24
Coding region: 96-3440 (1114 amino acids)
Biological process (GO): proteolysis
Molecular function (GO): serine-type endopeptidase activity
Source: RefSeq, a predicted model, not a curated record